Molecule: messenger RNA, 715 nt
Organism: Drosophila biarmipes
Lineage: Eukaryota; Metazoa; Arthropoda; Insecta; Diptera; Drosophilidae
Exons: 2
Coding region: 138-515 (125 amino acids)
Source: RefSeq, a predicted model, not a curated record
GGCAAGGGUUCUCCGCAGCAAAGCACACAGAACUCGCCAGACGUUCAGAGCAAUCAAAUCAGAGCACCCAUCUUAUCAAAGGAUAAUACAAUAUCACCCCAGGAUUUUAACCUCAGCCAAAUCAACCACUUGCUACAAUGGAUCUUAAGCAAUUGUACUCCUGGUUCUGCCUGCUGGUCAGCAUCAUCAUCUGCAAGGUGUCCGAGGCCAAGCCCACCUACUACGACCUGGAUAGCUACGAGACCUACGACACGGACCGCUACGAUGGCUCCUCAUACGCGCUCACCUACGGGAAACCCCUCACGGAUAAUAGGCUCAAGAAGCUGAAUCCGGGCUACUACUAUGUGGACGGUGGCUACAUUGCGCCGGUGGCCGCCAGUGCGGGCUACACCCGCCGCGAGGGAAGCUCCGAGGGCGGCGCCCUGCCCCACAACGUCAAGUUCACGCCCAUUGUGCGCGUCCGGCAGACGAAGACCAAGCGCAAGAAGCUGUUCGUGCCCAACUUCUUCGGCUAGAGAGCUCCUGCGGUCCUCCUGCCGGGACUGAGAGUACAGACUGAGGAUGAUUAGAGUAGGCUUAGCUGUAGAGUUAGUCGCGUGGCUCCCACACCAAAAAGUACCUUGUACCUUGUAUUGUUACCUAUUUUAUACGCGGCCAAAGCGGUGACCAAAUUAUAUAUUUAUAUACCCAAAUCCAAACAAAUAAAAAUACGCAA